This is a messenger RNA of Fraxinus pennsylvanica, 2661 nucleotides long. NCBI's taxonomy places the organism in Eukaryota, Viridiplantae, Streptophyta, Magnoliopsida, Lamiales, Oleaceae. The record is from the annotation of a GenBank genome assembly.
AUGGAAAGAGGAAGAGAAUCUGCCUCCUGCAUUAUCACAUUUCUUUGCUGUUGGAGCUCUGCAAUUGGUUUGCUUUCUCCUAAAGGCGUAAACUUUGAAGUACAAGCUUUAAUGGGCAUAAGAUCUGGUUUGAGGGAUCCUCGUGGGGUUCUUGAUAAUUGGGAUGGGGAUGCUGUUGAUCCAUGUAGCUGGACUAUGGUCACUUGUUCUUCUGAGGGUUUUGUAAUUGGCCUAGGAUCUCCUAGUCAAAGUUUAUCUGGAAUUCUUUCUCCAAGCAUUGGAAAUUUGACGAAUCUUCAAUUUAUACUUUUGCAGAACAAUAACAUAACAGGAUCAAUCCCGACAGAGCUCGGAAGGCUAUCAAAGCUUAAAACACUUGAUCUUUCAAAUAAUUUCUUCACCGGUAGAAUUCCUCCUUCUUUGGUGCAACUGAAUAGCCUUCAAUACAUGAGGCUUAACAACAACAGUCUAUCUGGAGAGAUUCCAAUGGCAUUAGCCAACAUGACACAACUUUCUCUUGUGGAUUUGUCUUACAAUAAUUUGAGUGGCCCUGUACCUCAUUUUCCAUAUAGGACGUUCAACAUUGUUGGAAAUCCUUCAAUAUGUGCUGCAGGGUCGGAGUCCGCGUGUGCUGGAAUAACAAUGAUGCCUAUGUCUAUGACCUUGAACACUUCAGGAAACGUUCUUCAUUCUGAGAAAUCAAAAGGUCACAAGCUUACUCUUGCGCUUGUUUCAAGCUUCGCUUGCAUCUGUUUACUUAUCCUAGGACUCGGGCUGUUUCUGUGGACAAGGCACAGACAGAAGCAGCAAAAUUUCUUUGAUGUUAGAGAUGGACAACAUGAUGAAGUUUCUCUAGGAAAUUUGAGGAUGUUCCAGUUUAGGGAACUUCAGACAGCAACCAACAACUUUAGCAGUAAAAGCAUUUUGGGAAAAGGUGGAUUUGGUAAUGUCUACAAGGGGUAUUUACGAGAUGGAACUGCUGUGGCCGUAAAACGGCUGAAAGACGGUAGCACCGUUGGAGGAGAGAGACAAUUUCAGACGGAAGUAGAGAUGAUCAGCCUAGCUGUUCAUCGGAACCUCCUUAGGCUAUACGGGUUCUGUAUGACACCAACAGAAAAGCUAUUGGUUUACCCUUACAUGUCCAAUGGAAGUGUUGCUUCUCGUCUCAAAGCAAAGCCAGUCCUAGACUGGGGCACAAGAAAACGAAUAGCCUUAGGUGCUGCUCGGGGAUUGUUAUAUCUCCACGAGCAAUGUGAUCCUAAGAUAAUUCACAGAGACGUGAAAGCUGCAAAUAUACUCCUCGAUGACUACUGUGAAGCAAUAGUCGGAGAUUUUGGACUAGCAAAGCUUAUGGAUCAUCAGGAUUCACACGUGUCAACUGCUGUACGUGGAACAGUGGGGCAUAUAGCCCCAGAAUAUCUCUCCACUGGCCAGUCCUCUGAGAAGACAGACGUAUUCGGAUUUGGUAUCCUUCUGCUUGAAUUGAUCACUGGACAAAGAGCACUAGAAUUUGGCAAAGCAGCUAUCCAAAAAGGUGCAAUGCUUGAUUGGGUGAAGAAACUUCAUCAAGAGAAGAAACUUGACACGUUCAUCGAUAAAGAUUUGAAGAACAACUAUGAUAGGAUUGAACUAGAGGAAAUUGUUCGAGUGGCACUUUUAUGCACACAAUAUGUUCCAACCCACAGGCCUAAAAUGUCUGAAGUCGUACGUAUGCUAGAAGGAGAUGGCCUUGCAGAAAGAUGGGAAGUUUCUCAAAGAUUAGACACAAACAAGUAUAAAACGCGAGAAAUUUCUUCGUCAGAACGAUUUUCAGACUUAACUGAUGAUUCUUCAUUGCUUGUACAUGCCAUAGAACUCUCUGGUCCGAGGAAAAUGGUAGAGGAAUACAUGGUUACAACACUACCAACCAUUGGGCCUGGAUUUGUGACACUUGCCAAUCAGCGGUCUGCACCGUCCUCCCUAUGUAAGGCUGAUGCUGCAUCCCUAUGUACAACCUAUGACUCAGACAUCCACUCAGCCAACCCCUUGGCAUGUCGCCAUCACCGUGUCCCCAUUUUGCCGAUGCCAGGCAUGGUCUAUGAUACUCCCUCAAGCACUCACCCCAGUGGAUUAGUAAUGGGGCCUACUGAGGUUACAGUUAAGAUUGGGUUCUUGACUCAAAAUGAUGAUCAUAUUAUACAUGAAGAAGAAGAACUAAGAAUAUUAACAACCAAAAUAACAACAUUGGACAAUUCAUUGGUGGUAAGUACGGAAAGAGUAAGGAUCAGAUUCACAACCAUUAUGAACCAUAGUUUUCAGUUGGGGAUGGAGUACGGGGCCUCGAACAAUGGUUAUGAUUAUCCCGAUUCAAUUUCUCACACUGUAAGUUUUUCUUCACUAGGUGCCUGUCUGACAAUGAGCGAGGUUUCAGUCUCUACCCCUCCUAGCCCAAUGCCAACGCAACUUUCUCCAAUGGACAGAGAAGCCAGAGUGUUACUCUACAGAGAGAAGAAGAAGGAAAGGAAGUUUGAGAGGACAAUCAGGUAUGCAUCAAGGAAGGCCUACGCGCCGAUUUGCAAGAGGAAGAGAUGUAGGAGCAGAGCCAAAGCAGAUGUUCUCAACAACACUAAGGGUGUGUUUGAUAACACUCCUUUUGUUGGAAAAACUAAGUUGGUAGGCUAG